GUGGUUGUCGGUACUAUAUGUUAUUGCAUACUUUUUAUUAUGUCCGUUAUUGGCAACACAUGGAUCAUAAUUGUUACAUGUCAAAAGACAAUCAAACUAAGAAUAUUUAAUCAUUUUACGUGGCUCGUGGCAAAUCUGGCAUUCGCUGAUCUCUUAUUUACAUUUCUCACGAUUUUCAACGUUGUCCAACAUUGGCCAGGAGGCGAUAGCACUUGCAAAUUUCAUGGGUUUCUUAUAGAGGCAACCUACACAACUUCCAUCUCCACGCUUGUUGUCAUAAGUUAUCAGAGACUGAAGGCUGUGAUUGAGCCCUUUAAUGCUAGAUUUAGUCGCUGGACGACAAUGAAAUUCUCAAAACUGGCUAUAAUAUGGGGCCUGUGCUUUGCUGUUUGUUCACCUAUGGUCUUCAUAUACCGCUUGAAAACUAAAAAAAACGGACAAAUAGUUUGUGUUACUACAGCAAGGGGGAAUAUUGGCCCACAAAUUUACUACAGUUUUCAUGGAGCAAUUUUCUUUGUUUCACCUUUAGUAUAUAUGAUAGUCACUCUAAAAAAAAUUAAUCGCGCUCUUAUGCGAAGAGUGGUUCCGAUGCGUAGCAUUGUAGCUGCAGAGACUAACAGAAGACACAGGAAAGUUGUCCGAAUACUCACAGCUUUAACCGUAGCGUUUGUUAUCUGUUGGUCACCCUUUAUGAUCACACGAACACUAAUUUACUUCCAUUUGGCGUCACCUGGUGUUGCUUGGAGGGCAUCUCAACUUCUGAUAUGCGUCAACCCUGCUUUGGAUCCCUUGUUAUACGGCUACUAUGGUGGAAAUCUAAAAACUGUAUUAAGAAGAGUUCUGAGGUGCCAUUUUUUACAGCGACAGGAACAUACAGAUGUUACUUGCAUGACUGUGUUUCAAGCAAACAGAUCGACCAGAUAAGGAGAAAAUUGAGUGCCGUGAGCGUAUUUACAAUGGACAAAAGGAUAGUUAUUUUUGUGAAGUUGUGGAGCUUACUCAUUGAGACAAAUGUAAAUAAAAACAAUAACAACAACACAACACAACAAAAAAAUAGGCCAUUUUCACUAGGACAACAUUUGACCAACAACAACCAGAAUUCAUUUCUUUUUUGCUUUCUUAUUUUAAUUUGUCAAUUAGUCUGAAGUUUAAAAAACAAUAGCUCUAAUGUGCUCGAGAAAACAGCAAGCUGAUAGUUCUACUAGUUAUAGUAAAAUGGCGUCAUCAUGCAACUGUCCUGUUGAGUAUUUCAUAAAUUUACUAGGCGAGCAGUUAAAGCGACUUGUUUAGGUUCGUAAUACCGUGGUUUUAUCUCUGAGGAAGAUUGGGGAGAGUUGAAAAAGCAACCCUUGUGGGUAGGAGUUAUGCCGAAAGAAGGAGACGGGGGAUGCAGUUCAAUAUGUUGUUUUCGACAUGGCGAUUAUGUGAAGAAAACACUCGUGCAACCACCCAACGAAUCUAAAAUGCCUUGCAAACGACCACAACCUUCUUGUGGCUCGGAUAUAACCACGAAGUCACGGUCGGUUAAGUCGCAGUCAUUUACAACGACGCAGUCUCAAACAUUAUCCCCUUCUUCGUCUUAACAUUAGUUUAAAACUCUAGGAAUGUAUCAAUCCAAGAGUUAGGUUAUAAUAGUAAUCAAAAGGAAACUAGCGUAGCAAGGUAGGGCACGCAGAAAAAAACGGUCUGAGCUGUUGUUCCUCUCGUGUGGCUCAGCCCACUCACAGUUUUUUGUUGUUGUUGUUUUUUAGAGUCUGCUUUAUUUGUCUCGCAAACGGAAUUAUUAGGUCAGAGCCUCAGUUUUUGACAAUUUCAGUUUUUUCAGCAUUACGAUGCAUUUUAUGACAAAAAUAUUGGACUGGUGAUUGAUGUAAACGCCACCAAGGGAUAUGUUUUAUAUCAUUUAGCAGUAAUUAUUGAAUGGGAAGGCUGAGUAUGAUCAUGAAUAAUGAUGCAGAAUGACCGCCGCCUGGUUAGCUCAGAGGCUGCGGGUUCAAACCCCGGCAGGACCAACACUUAGGGUCUUAAAAUAACUGAGAAGAAAGUGCUGCCUUGGUAAUAAGAUCUGCAAAUGGUUAGAAUUUAUAAUCUUCUCGGAUAAGGACGAAAAACAGUAGGUCCCGUCUCACAGCACUUUCACUGAUUUGGAACUCUAUUCCUUAUUCGAUUAAAAUACUUAAAAAAAAGGAAUUAUUACUAAAUUUCUUGCGGUCAGAAGAUGAUUAUGUCGAAGUCUCCUAUCUUAUUAAGUUAUUUAAUACUUUAGGUUAGCCUCUCUUCGUAAUCGUUAUGUACUUGCCUUGUUUAAUGUUAGUUUAAAUUCUAUUUACUGUAUGGCAGUGUCUUCACUGUAAUUUAGUCCAUCUAUAUAUAAAUCUUGUUUUGUUUUAUGUCUUCAGCUCCCUCAGCCUCGAUUAGUUUAUAAGCUAUUUGCGGGUGGGAAAGUAAUGUAAUUAGUUAUUUUCCAAUUUUCAAUAAACUUUGUUGUUGUUGUUGUUCUUGUUCUUGUGGGACGUAAAAGAACCCACAUCACUAUUCGAAAAGAGUACGUAGGGCUCUUAGACCCCGGUAGUGUGGCACCUUCCAUGAGACCCUGAGUCCCGUUCGUGCACAUUCCCUCUGGGCAGGCCUGUGUGCCGAAAAAGUUGGUAAAUAAACAAAUUAAAUAAAUAAAAAGAAAGCCGAAUUCAACAUCAAUAACUGUUUCGUUAAUCAUUUAUUUCUAAGUUCUAAACAUCCUUACCUCCUCGUGGCUCUCUUCAAAACAUUUUCCUUUUUCUCAUCACAAUGUCAGAAUAUGAACGGAUGUUUCUAAGUUCCUUGCUAAAACUCCACAAAGAACAGAUGACAUUCAUCGAGUAAUAUUUUAUGCAUAUCUUUGCAUUUGUUUUUUCAGUCCUGCACUCAUGCGAAAAAAAUCUUCUGACUAAGCCGCUGCGUCGUUGUCUUGCGUGACGUCAAGGCAAUAUACAAUCCGUUGACGUCACAGUGACUAGCGACAAUGAUUGUAUAUUGCCUGCCUCUUUCAAAAAAGUGGGUUAACGCCAGCGGGUUAUGAAAACGUACCCCGAGGAUUAAAGCCACAGAUUUGUCAACCUACUGGACUGCAAAUCUUAAUUUCUCCUGUUAUCAUUGAAGUCAGAUUUGUCAAUAGUGAGUUUACGCAACCGGACGGCAGGAAGAAGAGGACGGCAAAACGCGUUUUUUUGUGACAAACGUGACAGGGCUAUCACUUGCGUGUUUUUGUCGUGAUCUUCACUUAUCAUUAAUUUUUUUUGUUUUUUUACAAAAAGAUCUGUUUAAAGGAAGGUGAAGAUCGGUGGAAAGGUUUUCUAACGAAAAAUUUUGUCACGCUAGGUUUGCCGUCUUCUUUCCGCUCCAGUCCCGUUGCGUAAGUUCGCAAUUAUUUGAAAAAUAGUGUUUUCACUUUUCACUCACCUCCCACCUCACCGUUACGCCUUGGAACAAGAAGAUUAAUGGCCAGCUAGCUAGUAUUCGUCAUACUUGAAAGUCGAAAGACACGUGUCGCUUUUUCUCAAGACUGUUUUCUCAACAGCUCUUACAAUUGGAAGAAAGUCGAAACUAAAAUUUGAACAACGAAGCUUGUUACUAGAUUACCGCAUAACUCGCAUAGUGGAAAGGCGAGAUCGCAAGCAAAGUUUUAUUUUCAAGAUACCAAAAAAACGUAUUAGAUCCUCCAGUGAUAUCAAUUUAAGUUUCAUAGCACUAACAUAUCAGUCAACUACAAGUCCUAAAACAUGUCAAAUGUUUCGGCCAGAUCCGAUAACCUAAGCGAUAUAUCAUAGAUCGAAAUGUAACAUCGGAGGUCAGUCCUCACGGACUGUUCAAUACAUUUUGAUAACCGUGUAUUCCAUGCAACGAUGCCCAGUCUUUGAUCUGCCGCAAAAUUCUUCAUAACAUAUCAUUAGUAUUUUUUUAGUGUUAAUUUAAUCCUCUAGUUCAAACUCUUCUUUAAAGGAACCUUUUAAAACAACGACUUCUCGUCCGAAACAGUACCAAAUGGUAUUUCGUAUUUUUGGAGGUCAACUGAGCGGAGGAUGAUUACACAAAAAAUAUUACAGUACUUUGUCUUAUGGGAUUCGUUUGACAUCCUAUUAAUUAAAUUAGUAUAUAUAAGAUAUGUCAGAAUAAAUUAUUAAAAGAGAUGGUUAAACAACUAAAAUUAAUCACUCACCUGUCGUUAUCAUUAUUUAUUACCUAACGACAGUUUUUCAAUUUUAAUUAAUGAUUGGUUCAAGAUCUUCCUGGGCCGGAAGCAAUUGAAGUAAUUACUGAAAGAACAGUUCUUGUCAGUAAUAAUACAUGACGUAUAGCGCACCUUCCGUAUAACUUCAAAAACACAAUGAAAAGAAACAAAUUAAAAAGGGAAGUUAUUUCUUCGCAGUAAUUGGAGCAAGCAAAGACUCUGGUUCAGUGCAUUAUUAUAGCACUUGAAGUAAAGAACAGACUUGUAUAGCGUACCUUUCGAAUAAUGCCAAAUAGACAAUAAAAGACAUAAAAAGAAAGCUAUCAAUACUUUUAACAGUUCUUUGCAGUAAUUAAUGGCAGCAAACCUUCCGCUUCGACUAUUGCCUUAUGAACUAUGGCAUUUAAAGAGGAUGAUUUUCCACCGAUCUUACUGAUUUUCAGCAUUAUACUUUAUAUCACAGUUUUCAUUAUGUCUUUUGUUGGUAACUUAUGGAUCAUCGCGGUCACAUUCUACGCAACAAUCAAGCAAAGAAGACCGCAUAAUCAUUUUACGUGGCUCGUGGCGAAUCUGGCGUUCGCUGAUCUUGUUUUCACUUCUCUCACAAUUUUCAAUACUAUCAGCUUUCAUUGGCGUUGGCCAGGAGGUGAUAGCAUUUGCAAAUUUCAUGGGUUUCUUGUCGAGGCAACCUACACAACUUCCAUCUCAACGCUUGUUGUCAUAAGUUAUCAGAGACUGAAGGCUGUGAUUCACCCCUUUAAGGCUAAAUUUAGUUGCUGGGCUCGAAUGAAAUACAUGAAACUGGCCAUAAUUUGGGGCCUGUGCUUUUCUGUUUGUUCACCUUUGUUCUUCAUAUAUCGCGUGGAAACACAAAUAAAUGGCGACAUAGUCUGUGUAACAACAACAUGGGGGGAUACUGGCCGACAAAUAUAUUACAGUUUGCAUGGGACACUUUUCUUCGUCUUACCUUUAUUAUAUAUGAUUGUCACACAGACAAACAUUCAUAGCGCUCUUCAGCCAAGAGGCGUGCCUAUACGCAGCAGUUUAGCUGAAGAAAUCAAACUAAGACACAGGAAAGUUGCCCGAACACUUGCAGCUCUAACUAUAGCGUUCGCAAUAUGUUGGUCACCUUUUAUGAUCACACGAACCCUACUUUUCUUUCAUUUGCCUUCAGUUGAUGUUGCUUGGAGAGCAUCUCAACUUCUGAUAUGCGUUAAUCCUGCUUUGGAUCCUUUGCUGUACGGCUACUAUGGUGGAAAUAUAAAAUCUGUAUUGCGAAGAAUUCUGAGGGGUCGUUUUUCACGGCGACGGGUAUAUGAUGUUACUAGCAUGACUGUGUUUCAAUCAAACACAUCGACCUGAGACAGAUGAUUAAUGCCGUAAACAGACGGAAGCAAGGUCUGUUUGAGGGGUUGAUUACCUUUAGUAAUUUGGUGAUAAAAGAAAAUUGGUCUCAAUAAGCAACUUUAUGCUUGGCUAGUGUGGAUAGGCACAAACUGAAAAAAAUCAACUGAAACCAAAGAAAACAUUUCUUUCCAGAUGAUCAAACAGCAGAUUUCCUUCGACAUCAAACCAGGAGACCAUGGACCGAGACAAUUUAGAGGCCAUGAUUUUUUUUUUUGGUCAGUCAUUUUUUGCAAAGUCCUGAAAGUCAUUAAUAUAUUCUUCCAAUCGAAUCAGGGUGUUAAAGUAAAUAGUCUCCAGUUCGAAUAAAAGGCCUUUCAAAACAAAAAAUAUCACAACGCAAUUUUUGGUUUAGAUGUUUCAAAGACAAUUCCUAAUUUUUGGUGGAUAAGCAAAUCUAGCAUAAAUUUCAAUGUUCCGAUAAUUAUAAAACUUAAGAAGAUUUAAAGAAAUUUUGAUAAUUUUUCCAAAGAACAUGUAUCUCCCGGCCCAUUGAAUAAGGAGAUCCUGUAGUUCUCCCCUUGGUGACACGAGUUCGUAGAGCCACUUUUUGUCUUCGUGAAUGAGGAGGAGAAAACAAGGCUCUGCCUGAUUUGCGUCAAUCCUUCGAAGUUGCCGCAGCCCGCGCGAGCAUCUGUUUAUUGAUAAACCUCGGGUCACAACUGAGCCCUCUGUACCAAGCGCACGGCUAUAUGGCCUGGAUUCGAAGCUGUACCCUAGCGACACAAAGAGAAUGGUAAACAAGUCUUUUAAUCGAGUACAACAUAAUCGAGCAUGGCUAUGCUGACAGGGCACUCCGAAAACGCUUCCUUGCGUCGGCUGGCUAACAUACACCGCUAGACUUCUCCCUCUUUCUCAGUUUGAAAACCCUCGCCAAGCUUUUAUUUAUACGGCAUAUUUGUCUUAAUUAAUUAAAAAUAUAUUUAUAUAUGUUCGAUAGCCUAAAUUACGGUGAAACUGUAAUGACUAUUUUAAAUCAAUGAUUUCAAGUAGUAGUCUAUCAAGUUAAAUCUCAUAUUGUAUUUACUUGAGGUUAUAUGCACUUGCUGAUUUUAAACUUCGAGUAAAAUAAGCUUCAGGAAGUCGUCACAGUUAGAUCGUUUAAAAUAUUGAGUUGCCAGUUACCGGAACUGACACGUCAACGAUACACGACGGUAGUAAAAAAUAACAGGAUGACUGUUCAUUCUAUAACACUGUUGCGUUACCGCUGAAGAACUAUGGCUGUAAGCGACGGUUUUCCGCUCUCCGUUGUGAUCUUUCUUUGGAUCUUUUACGUUACUGUUUUCAUUUUUUCAGUCGUUGGAAAUACAUGGGUAAUAAAAAACAGUUACAGGACAAUCAGGAAGAAAAACUAUUACCCUUUUACGUGGCUUGUGGUAAAUUUGGCUUGUGCCGACCUCAUGUUUAUAUUUCUUACAAUUUUCAACACUAUUGGCGUUUUCUGGAAGUGGGUAGGCGGUGACAACACUUGUAAACUUCAGGGAUUUCUCGUCGAGGCAGCCUACACGACUUCCAUCAGUACCCUUGUGGUAAUUAGUUAUCAGAGAUUAAAGGCCGUGGCCGACCCGUUCGACUUCAAUGCAAGAAAUAAGAGGAUCUCACAGAGAAAGUACUAUGUAACAUUGGCACUAAUCUGGAUCUUGUGCUUCGCUGUUUGUUCACCUUUGAUCUUCAUCUACCGCGUGGAAACACACGAAAACGGAGACGUUGUUUGCGUUACUACAUCAUGGGGAAAUAAAGGACGACAAAUAUACUAUUGUUUACAUGGAGCUUUCUUCUUUGUUCUCCCGUUGUUAUAUAUGAUAGUAACACAAACCCGUAUUUACCGCGUCCUUCGAGAUAGAGCAAUGCCAAGACAUAGCUAUUCCCGCGAAGAGUCAAAUCAAAAACACAAGAAAGUUGCCAAAACUCUUGCAGCUUUAACUAUAGCUUUUGUUAUUUGCUGGUCUCCAUUUAUGAUCACAAGAACACUAAUUUACUUCCAUUUGGCGUCACCUGAUGUUGCUUGGAGAGCAUCUCAACUUCUAAUAUGCGUCAACCCUGCUUUGGAUCCCUUGUUAUACGGCUACUAUGGUGGAAAUCUCAAAACUGUAUUACGAAGAGUUCUG
Molecule: messenger RNA, 7719 nt
Organism: Porites evermanni
Lineage: Eukaryota; Metazoa; Cnidaria; Anthozoa; Scleractinia; Poritidae
Source: the annotation of a GenBank genome assembly